This is a messenger RNA of Oryza brachyantha (malo sina), 1452 nucleotides long. RefSeq lists its product as uncharacterized. Gene Ontology annotation, cellular component: membrane. Gene Ontology annotation, molecular function: hydrolase activity, acting on carbon-nitrogen (but not peptide) bonds, in linear amides. The transcript has 7 exons. Gene Ontology annotation, biological process: ceramide metabolic process. Lineage: Eukaryota; Viridiplantae; Streptophyta; Magnoliopsida; Poales; Poaceae. The record is from RefSeq and is a predicted model, not a curated record. Bases 196 to 1122 code for a protein of 308 amino acids.
GAAGAGUUGUAACCAAGUGUAAGAAAGAAGUCGAGGCGUACAAGUGAAACGAAAGUUACAAACAAACUAUAAUACAAGGCGUACGCAGUCUUCACGUCUUCUCUCCCAUUCCACCUGUCCUCGAGGGAGGACGCGAGCGAGGAGCAGCAGAAGAAGAAGCAGCGGAUCCGGCGGCGGCGGAGACAGCGGGCGGCGAUGGACGUGCGGCGGAGGCAGCGCGCGGCGAUGGACAUGGUCAGGAGGAGGAAGAAGUGGGUCGCGUGGGCGGCGGCGCUCACCAUCUUCGUCGUGCUCAUGCUCGUCACCCCCGCCAUCCCACAGAACGAGGACUACCACGACUUCGCCGACCAGCGCCGCCUCUUCCUCGGGAUCCCUAACACGCUGAAUGUGAUUUCAAACAUCCCCUUCUUUUUCGUGGGUGUUGUUGGGCUCAUCUUGUGCCAUUACAAAAACUUCUUCAGGCUAAACUCGCAAGGGGAGCUCUGGAGUUGGACACUCUUCUUUGCUGGUGUGACUGCUGUUGCUUUUGGUUCAUCUUAUUAUCAUCUCAACCCCAAUGAUGCCACACUAGUUUGGGACAGAUUACCAAUGACUAUUGCUUUCACAUCUGUCAUGGCCAUUUUCAUUAUUGAGAGGGUUGAUGAUAGGGCAGGAACAAAGUCCCUAGCACCUCUUGUUAUUGCUGGUGCACUGAGCAUCCUGUAUUGGAGGUUCUAUGACGAUCUUCGCCCAUAUGCAGUUAUUCAGUUUGUUCCAUGCAUUGCAAUCCCUGUGAUGGCUAUAGUAAUUCCCCCAAUGUAUACACAUUCAAGCUACUGGCUGUGGGCAGCAGGAUUUUACCUCCUUGCUAAAGUAGAAGAGGCUGCAGAUAAACCUAUCUACAAAUGGACCCAUGGAAUUGUUAGCGGUCAUACCCUUAAGCAUCUAGCUGCAGCAAUGGUACCUGUUUUCUUGGCAGUCAUGCUGGCGAAAAGGACCAUCGAGCCAGAAAGGGUAAGCUUAUUCCAGAAAUGGAAGGUCAAGCUGAUUACUGUCAGGGAGAGUCGAUUCAACCAGGACAGGAACACAGUUAACUACAACUACACUGCCGUUUCCACUACCACAUCUGAAGCAGAGCAAUAGAUGUAUGCCUUUUUUUGUCUGUCUUCAUACUACAUGCGAGGAAAAUGGCACUGGGUGCACAGAAACUAGAUCAGUGUACAAACGUACGAUACAACACGAGACGUGUGACAGUGACACGUGUCAUCGCUGCUAAUCAGAACUCAUGGUGCUAAUCAGAGGUAUACAUAUAUGUGUAUCAGCGUGUCCAGAGACUUUUGCCCUAGUGACCAACUCAGUUGAUCAACAGUGAAAUCUCCAAGUUCUAUUCUCAAAACUUUUUGUACGUACAUGAUCCUUCCUAAAUCUUGUGCAUAUUACUCUUUAACUCAUCAGUAGUAGGUAGGAUCUCCU